Molecule: messenger RNA, 414 nt
Organism: Fusarium pseudograminearum CS3096
Lineage: Eukaryota; Fungi; Ascomycota; Sordariomycetes; Hypocreales; Nectriaceae
Exons: 2
Coding region: 1-414 (137 amino acids)
Source: RefSeq, a predicted model, not a curated record
AUGGCCAGCCAAACGCCUCUUCCCCGCGUCUCCGUCCAAUUUUGCACCCAGUGUAAAUGGAUGCUAAGAGCGGCCUAUUACGCUCAAGAAUUGCUGUCCACGUUCUCUACAGGUCUCGGUGAAGUUGCUCUCCAGCCCUCCACAGGCGGGACCUUUAUUGUUUCCAUCACCCACCAGGCUCCGGGGGCAGAGGCAGCCUCCACAAAGAUCCUCUGGGACCGACGUGAGGAUGGAGGCUUCCCCGAGACAAAGGAGCUCAAGAGAAGGGUGAGAGAUGUCAUUGAGCCGGAAAGGGAUCUGGGCCACGUGGAUAAAGAUUACGGAAAGAAGAAGGAUGAGGGUCGGAAGGAUGAUGCAGUGGAAGAAAAGACAGCCAAGACUGAGGAGAAGAAGAAGUGCGACGACUGCCAGUAA